AUGCUGGAAUAUGCAAAUGACAAUGACAUCAACUUACUUUUAAUGCCAAGCCACACGUCUCACUACCUCCAACCACUAGAUCGUACGGUGUUUAAAUCACUGAAGACUCAUUUUUACGAGCAGUGUCGACUUUGGCUAAAACAAAAUCCUGGUCGUCGUAUAACACGAUUAUCAUUUGGAAGAUUGCUUAAUAAGGCGUGGGGAAAGGCAGCGUCUGCAGAGAAUGCAAUUGCGGGUUUUAAAGCUACAGGUGUCCACCCCUUCAAUCCAUCUGCAAUUCCCGACUACGCGUUUACCCAAGAAUUGACAAAGCAAAUGUCUAAAUCUCAAAAUGAGUGUACAGCCACUGUUAUGGUCGAGGAGCAAGAAGAAAAUACUAGUAACAUAGCUUCUGCUAAUCUAGAACCAGUUCCAAAUACUUUCGAAGUGCGACAAGACAUAUCACCUGCAAUCGCUGAGCCAAAAUACCUCUGUUGA
Messenger RNA from Parnassius mnemosyne (clouded apollo), 477 nucleotides. Lineage: Eukaryota; Metazoa; Arthropoda; Insecta; Lepidoptera; Papilionidae. The record is from the annotation of a GenBank genome assembly.